CACACCAAAGACUUUGGUUGCUUCGUUCGUGUUGUUCACAGUAGGGUUGCUUAGCCUCGUUUUCCUUUGCUUUGCAGCUCACAAAACGCCACCCUUCUCUCUCUCUCUUCCUUCUUCUCUCGUGACCCUAUCAUUUAUUUUCAUUCUAUUCCCAAUUCCAUCCAAUUUCUCUCUCUCACUCCCACUCUCUGCAACAAUGGGCGCUUCUCUGCCCAACAAGGAGGCCAACCUCUUCAAGCUCAUCGUCAAAUCAUAUGAAACCAAACAGUAUAAAAAGGGCCUCAAAGCUGCUGAUACCAUUUUGAAAAAAUUUCCAGACCAUGGAGAAACUUUAUCGAUGAAGGGUUUGACACUAAAUUGCAUGGAUCGUAAGUCUGAAGCUUAUGAACUUGUUCGUCAAGGAUUAAAGAAUGACCUUAAAAGUCAUGUCUGCUGGCAUGUUUUUGGUCUCCUUUAUCGAUCAGACAGAGAAUACAGGGAAGCGAUCAAGUGCUAUCGAAAUGCACUGAAAAUAGAUCCUGACAAUAUUGAAAUUCUUCGUGAUCUAUCACUCCUACAGGCACAAAUGCGAGAUUUAUCGGGCUUUGUUGAGACAAGACAACAACUUUUGACUUUGAAGCCAAAUCAUCGCAUGAAUUGGAUUGGAUUUUCCGUAGCCCAUCAUUUGAACUCAAAUGCAUCCAAAGCAGUUGAAAUUUUGGAAGCUUAUGAAGGGACUUUGGAAGAGGAUUAUCCUCCAGAAAAUGAACGGUGUGAGCAUGGGGAAAUGCUUUUGUACAAGAUCUCGUUGUUAGAGGAAUGUGGGUUUCUCGAGAGAGCUCUUGAGGAGUUGCACAAAAAAGAAUUUAAAAUUGUUGAUAAGCUUGCAUACAAAGAACAAGAGGUGUCACUUCUAGUAAAGCUUGGUCACUCACAAGAAGGCGAAGCUUUGUACCGGGCAUUACUUUCCAUGAAUCCUGAUAAUUAUAGAUACUAUGAAGGACUCCAAAAGUGUGUUGGACUUUAUUUAGAAGAUGGGCAGUACUCGCCUGAUCAAAUAGACCAGUUAGAUUCCUUGUACAAAACACUUGUACAACAAUACAAGUGGUCUUCUGCUGUUAAGAGGAUACCGCUAGAUUUUCUACAAGGUGACAAAUUUCGAGAAGCAGCAGACAAUUAUAUUAGGCCUCUCUUAACCAAGGGGGUUCCCUCUCUGUUCUCUGAUCUAUCAUCUCUGUAUAAUCACCCUGGGAAGGCAGACAUUUUGGAACAACUUAUUCUUGAGUUAGAGCAGUCAAUUAGGACGUCAGGCCAAUAUCCUGGAGGGACAAACAAAGAACCCCCUUCAACUCUUAUGUGGACUUUGUUUUUAUUGGCUCAGCAUUAUGACAAGCGGGGUCAAUUUGAAAUUGCUCUAUCUAAAAUUGAUGAAGCUAUAGAACAUACACCCACAGUCAUUGAUCUAUAUUCUGUCAAGAGUCGGAUACUGAAGCAUGCUGGUGAUUUGGUUGCUGCUGCUGCAUUUGCAGAUGAAGCUAGGUGUAUGGAUCUUGCUGAUCGUUAUGUUAAUAGUGAGUGUGUUAAACGGAUGCUGCAGGCUGAUCAGGUGUCUUUGGCCGAAAAAACUGCUGUAUUGUUCACAAAGGAUGGGGAUCAACACAAUAACCUUCACGACAUGCAGUGCAUGUGGUAUGAGCUAGCCUCCGGCGAAAGCUAUUUCCGCCAGGGUGAUCUUGGACGGGCACUCAAAAAAUUUUUAGCAGUGGAAAAGCAUUAUGCUGAUAUCACGGAGGACCAAUUUGAUUUUCAUUCUUACUGCUUACGGAAAAUGACAUUGCGUACUUAUGUGGAAAUGCUUAAAUUUCAAGACCAAUUGCAUUCACAUUCAUAUUUUCACAAAGCAGCCGCUGGGGCUAUCAGAUGCUAUAUUAAGUUGUAUGAUUCUCCCCCAAAGUCUACAGCAGAGGAAGAUGAUAAUAUGGCGAAGUUACUUCCUUCUCAGAAGAAGAAAAUGAGGCAAAAGCAGAGAAAGGCAGAAGCAAGAGCCAAAAAAGAGGCAGAAGAAAAGAAUGAAGAGUUGAGUGCAGGUGGGGUAUCGAAGUCUGGGAAGCGGCAUGUGAAGCCUGUUGAUCCUGAUCCAAACGGGGAGAAGUUGUUGCAGGUUGAAGAUCCAUUGUCAGAAGCUACUAAAUACUUGAAGUUGCUGCAGAAGAAUUCCCCUGAUUCAUUGGAGACACACUUGCUCUCUUUUGAAUUAUAUACAAGGAAACAAAAAACUUUGCUUGCCUUUCAGGCUGUGAAGCAGUUACUGAGAUUGGACCCUGAACACCCUGAUUCUCAUCGUUGUUUGAUUAAAUUCUUCCAUAAAGUGGGAUCCAUGAAUGCUCCUGUGACUGACAGUGAGAAACUGAUUUGGAGUGUCUUAGAGGCUGAACGCCCAAAUAUUAGCCAGGUGCAUGAGAAAUCCCUGUUUGAGGCAAACAACUCUAUCCUUGAAAAACAUAAAGAUUCUUUGAUGCAUAGAGCAGCUUUUGUAGAAAUCUUGCACAUUUUGGAUUCAAACAGAAAAUCCGAGACUGUUAAGUUCAUUGAAGAAUCAACAAAUAACAUUGUGCCUAGAAAUGGCGCACUUGGACCUAUCAGGGAAUGGAAACUUAAAGACUGUAUUGCAGUUCACCAUCUUCUUGAAACAGUUCUUGCUGAUCAGGAUGCUGCAUUAAGAUGGAAGGUGCAAUGUGCGGAUUUCUUUCCCUAUUCUACGUACUUUGAGGGAAGGCACAGCUCUGCUUCUCCCAAUUCGGCCUUCAACCAGUUACGUAAGAACUCUGAAAAUGAGAGUGUUAACCACAUCACAUCAAACGGAAAACUAGAGGCAUUUAAAGAUCUCACAAUCUGAUAAAGUCGAAUGAUGAGGCUAAGAGUUUGGAUGCUUGUUACCAAACGGCAUUUGACACUCCCAGAAACGACCGCGUUGCAGUUUGCAGCAACAAAGGUCACAGUUUUGGUGCGGGUUAUGGCAAACUACUCCAUGUAUUUUCUUUGCUUGAUUUCUCCCUCCCAUCUGUGAUAUUUAUUUGGUUUGCAAAUGUGUAUAUUUUCACCUCAAUUAUUAUGUCUUAGGAUUGUCUUUUUCAAUUUCUUCACCUUUUUUUCUUUUUCUUUUUGCUGAGAGGUGGUACACGGGGCUCUAUAGGCAUUUACCAUGUUCUUGGAUUUUCAUUUUGGUUGUUGGGAGAGGUACAGAAUGAUUUAGGUUUUGGUCCUGCAUCCAGCCAACACACAUAUAGGGAGAGCAUGUUGUAUCUUUCCUAUUUAAUUGGUCUAUUCAUGUAUAACCAUUAAAUUAUGUCAAAGUUUUGCAACUGGAUACCAAAAUUAUGUAAUUUUGGAUGAUUAAUUCAGUAAAACAAAAUUGCAGUUGGUAGAA
Messenger RNA from Vigna unguiculata (cowpea), 3406 nucleotides. Its product is annotated as N-terminal acetyltransferase A complex auxiliary subunit NAA15-like. Gene Ontology annotation, cellular component: cytoplasm. The record is from RefSeq and is a predicted model, not a curated record. Lineage: Eukaryota; Viridiplantae; Streptophyta; Magnoliopsida; Fabales; Fabaceae. Gene Ontology annotation, molecular function: protein binding. Gene Ontology annotation, biological process: N-terminal peptidyl-methionine acetylation.